AGAUUAGAUUGGUAGAAAUGUUUAAAUUAUUCAAAGCAAAUUUCCGUCUUCUAUUGAGUUACGCAAGCAGCAAUUGUGCAUUCUUAUCAAGUUUUUUGAAUUUUCAAUAAAAUUUUAUAAAAAAAAUGUUACGCUUUGUAGGAAAACAAAUAAAUAACACCUUAAGAAAUUCUUUAAUUCCAUAUAAUAUGGUUAUAAGACAAAAUAUUCGUGCUUCACAUGAUGGACCGCAAGAAACUGAAGAAGAAUUUAACAAACAGUAUGUGACCUAUCUGAAUCGUACAAAUCUUGAUCAUUGGGAAUUUCGUCAAGCUAUGAAUAAAUUAGCGGCUAUGGAUCUUGUACCUGAUCCAAGUAUCAUAUGUGCAGCAUUAAGAGCUUGCAGACGAUUAAAUGAUUUUGCUCUUGCUAUCAGGAUUUUGGAGAUGGUAAAGGAUAAAUGUGGAUCUAAGGUUAAAGAAAUUUAUCCUUACAUAUUACAAGAAAUCAAACCUACUUUAGAUGAAUUAGGUAUUAAUACAAUAGAAGAACUUGGUUAUGAUAAACCUGAAUUAGCACUUCAAUCAAUUGAUGAUAUACAUUAAUUAAGUUAUUUACUUAAAUUUGAUAAACAUAGUAUCUAUGCAUAGAGGUGCUUCAUGUUAGACCUUUUCAUAAAUAAACAAAAAGUCACUUUUCAAAUUAGAAUAAAAUAAUAUUUGUUGUUGAUAAUAUUUAUCAUGCUAUAUCGUAUUUGAAGAAUAUUUAUGAAUUGAAAAAAUAUAUAAAAAUAUAUAAUACAUAUAUUGUUUUUAAGAUUAUUGAAAGUAACAAAACAAAAUGAUAUGUAUAUAUUAUAUUUUAAUUUCUAUUGGUUCCUGAUGUUGUUUCUAAAUUUUUAAUAUUUUUCAAGUUUUUCUUUUUUCAUUCUUUUUACAUCAAAAGUAACCAAAGCAGAAAGGUGACACAACAAUGAUAUAUGUACAAAUUACAUUUUAAGACACAAUGAUAAAGUCAUGUACACAUACAUCUAUAAUUAUCUAAAAUGGUAUUACAUUUUUUUUGAAAUGACAUUAAACAUAAUUUAUGUUCUGUAUGAUUUGUCAUAAACAAGAACAAAAAAAUACAACAUGGUCUUACAUGGGAGUAUCAAUAUAUUACAUUUUGUAUGUAAUGGCCAUAGUUUUAAAAAACAAUAUAACAAUUAAUAUCUAGUCAUUGUGAUUUGUUCUACUGAUAAUUAUUAAAUUUAUAUUCUAUUUUCUUCUAUAAUGUUAUAAAAACCUUCUUCUUUUUUGGUAUCGUUCAUACUUGGUGUCGAGGGCAGUUUGUUGUUUCAAUGUUACGACUCUGCUCCUGACAUACAUAUUUUGAAAGAGAACAGUGUAUUAUAUAUCUACAGGAACUUCAUUUAUAAUAAAAACACAUGUACUAAAAGA
Apis dorsata (giant honeybee) is the source of this 1418-nucleotide messenger RNA. It is a transcript of the gene COX5A, whose product is annotated as cytochrome c oxidase subunit 5A, mitochondrial. Gene Ontology annotation, cellular component: mitochondrial inner membrane. The transcript is spliced from 2 exons. NCBI's taxonomy places the organism in Eukaryota, Metazoa, Arthropoda, Insecta, Hymenoptera, Apidae. Bases 126 to 584 code for a protein of 152 amino acids. The record is from RefSeq and is a predicted model, not a curated record. Gene Ontology annotation, biological process: mitochondrial electron transport, cytochrome c to oxygen.